This is a messenger RNA of Aspergillus luchuensis, 1608 nucleotides long. Its product is annotated as bifunctional fructose-2,6-bisphosphate 2-phosphatase/6-phosphofructo-2-kinase. Gene Ontology annotation, biological process: fructose metabolic process; fructose 2,6-bisphosphate metabolic process. The record is from RefSeq and is a predicted model, not a curated record. The coding region runs from base 1 to 1608 and encodes 535 amino acids. The transcript has 11 exons. Gene Ontology annotation, molecular function: fructose-2,6-bisphosphate 2-phosphatase activity; ATP binding; 6-phosphofructo-2-kinase activity. Gene Ontology annotation, cellular component: cytosol. Lineage: Eukaryota; Fungi; Ascomycota; Eurotiomycetes; Eurotiales; Aspergillaceae.
AUGGAUACGUUACUAACCGCGGAUAUCGUCGCCAACUCCCCGCGAUUCCGGCGCAAGUCGUCGACUUUCGUCGAUGCAAUUCACGACCUGCCUGAAAAGGCCGAUUUGGCUCCCGCGCAGCUCUACAGCACCGAAUCCGGCCGACUCUUCCAUUCCGGCCGCAUUGUCAUCAUCACGGUAGGAUUACCGGCAAGAGGCAAGACGCAUAUGUCGGUCGCUCUGGCACGUUACCUUCGCUGGUUAGGCGUCAAGACAAGAAUAUUCCACCUCGGCGAUUAUCGACGUGCUACCAUCCCCUACGGCCAAGAUAUCCCUGAUGACUACUUCUUUGUCAACGCGUCGGCUUCGUCUGUGCUCCUAAGGCAGAAGAUUGUGAAGCGAUGUCGCGAAGAUAUAUACCACUUCUUGAAUCAUGAGAAUGGGCAGAUAGCGAUAUACGAUGCAGUCAAUCCCAUCGCUUCGGGACGACGGUCACUCGCCAAGGAAUUCUCCAAGCAUGAUAUAGAGACUCUGUUCAUUGAAUCGUGGUGUGACGAUGAACGCAUAAUCGAGGAGAAUGUCCGACGGGUCAAGAUAUCCUCACCUGACUACGUAGGGUGGUCUUCAGAAGACGCGGUCAAACAUUAUUUGACCAGGAUAGCUGCCCGUAUCCCCCAAUUCCAGACUAUGGAGGAGACGGACCUCAAUUACAUCAAGAUGAUCAACGCAGGUGAACGUUUGAUUGUAAACAACAAAAGCUUUGGCUAUCUCUCUAAUCGGAUUGUGUUCUACCUCUUGAACCUCCAUAUCAAAUCAAGACACACGUAUUUUGCCAGAGCCGGCGUUUCACUGGAAGCAGGCUCAUACAAAGCGGAUGCCUCACUAUCCGAGCAAGGAGAGGAGUACGCCAAAAAGAUGACAGAGUGCUUGCUGCAGCACAGGGAGGCUGAAAGACAAGCUAUGGCCGAUCAAGGGGAGAAAGACUACGAGCUAAAGCCGCUGACAGUUUGGACGUCUACGCGACGGAGGACAGUCGAAACCGCCAAGUAUCUCCAUGAGAAAGGUUACAAAGUACGGCAGCGAUCACAAAUGAGCCAGUUGAACCCUGGGGUAUGCGAGAUGAUGUCGGAACAGAAAAUCCGCCAGGAGUAUCCGGACGAGGUGGCGAAGCAUGAUCUUGACCCCUAUCACCAUCGUUACCCUCGAGCAGAGUCCUAUCAUGACCUUGCGGUACGGCUGGAGCCGAUUAUCCUGGAGCUUGAGCGCGAGCAGAAUGAUCUCUUGAUUAUCGCGCACGAGAGCGUAUUAAGAGUGCUUUAUGGAUACCUGAUGGCAUGCAAUGCAGCCGACAUUCCAUUCCUGGAGUUCCCACGGGACGAGAUAAUUGAAAUAAUACCCGAAAGCUAUCAGAACGAGGCGCGCCGAAUCCACAUCCCUGGUCUACCCAAAGAGAUCAUCCCUGGCUCACCCGAAGACAUCAAGAUUCCCGUCCCGCCGAGUGGGAUGAUGACCCCGCUGGCUGGGGGACUUGGCAGCCCAAAGGAAGGCCUCGCAACGCCGCAGAGCGGCCUUCGAACUCCUCGGGAGCCCGAGAGGAUCUCACAGCAGCAUGUGGAAGAUGUUGUCUAG